Pelobates cultripes (western spadefoot toad) is the source of this 14250-nucleotide messenger RNA. Lineage: Eukaryota; Metazoa; Chordata; Amphibia; Anura; Pelobatidae. The record is from the annotation of a GenBank genome assembly.
UGUAAUCACACACUGCCAGCCCUAACUCUCCUGCUUAGCUAGACUAGACAAUGCCCUAUCUACCCUGAGCCAGCUGGCAGUGGGUGACAGCAGCCCAGGGUUUAUAGAGAGUGUAUGAACAUGCAGUCUCUCAGAGUGUUAUUACUGAGCAAUAGAUGGACAACAGAGCCAGUCAAACCAGCAUUUUGAAGGGUUUCCUCUGAUUUAUUUGUUUUGCAGUACUUUGGGCACAAGUCUGGCACUCACAGGGUUAAUCAAUGACUGGCCAUAGUUAGUACUAUCUCCCUAGUGAGACAUGGUAACCAUGACAGCUUACACUUACAGCCUCCCACACUGAUACAAUAACUGGGAGCAGCACUGUAACCAGCCAUGUGCUCCAUUCAGUCCCCUCCUCUUCCUCCCUGUCUGCUGCUGCUGUUACAGUGAAAUCCUUCCUUUCCUGUCACCUCCAUCUCUCCGGCCAGGGUACUCCAUGCCUUCAUAUCACAAUCACUAAAGAGAGCAGUGCAGGGGUCAGAGCAUAUAUGUCUGCAUGAGCACUAUAUGAGAUUCACCUAGUUUAGAUUUUUGAAGAAAAGCUAUUAUAUUUGCUUGUCAGGUCAAUGUCAAAGAGUUUAUUUUAUGUAUUUUCUCAACAGUGAGCACAGAGACCUGACUGUUAUUUAUUCCUCACAUGCAAAGGGAAAAUUAAACUCAUCAUUAUAUAUGUAUGUAAAACCCCCCAGAUACAAUUCGUAUCUUGUAACAGUGAGAUAAUGCUGGGGGAGUGUUCAUGUAAAGUGUUGGUAGUGGGACAGGAAACCCAAAUCAAUAUUUAGUCCUCUAUUCUUGCUGUUAAACAAUUUGAUGGCAUCAAUGCUUGCUUCUAUUUCCUCUCUUAUGCCAACAACCAAAAAUACAUCCCCCAAAUUAUCACAGAACUGGAACUAUUCAUCCUCGCACAUAUUUAUUUCAGUUUUAACAAUGAGGUUUACUGCUAUGGGCACUAACACGGCACCCCGAUAUGCUAAUCUGUUUAUGGCAGAUCAUGAACAGCGAUUCCUAGAAAUACAGCACACCAGACCAUACAAAUAUUAUCACAAGGGGAAGCUACAGUGCUAAGAAAACGAGUUUGUUUUCCUGGCACUCUAAUUUCCCUUUAAGUUUACUGCACCCCAGUCACUAUUAUUAGAGUGUGUAUAUGGAGGGGGUGCCUGGUCACUUGGAAGACGUGCUCUCAUUUGAAUGCUUAUUAUAGCCCUUAGCUGCUGCCGCCCAUGGAUGUCAUGUCAACUAAACUGUUGCACCACCAAUUAUUAUUAUUGUAAGGAGCCAAACUGUUUUAGCAUGGUUUGACACUUACCUGAGAGGCGCUGCAUCUGUUCUUCAGUAUGAGAAGCUGGAUAUUUCUGUAGAACAUAGCACAGAUGAUGCAAGAAUGCACUCGUUGACUGAAAGUUUUGAGCUAGAGCUCUAAUCCAGUGAACACAGUCUUGCAGCGUAGUACUUUGUUCUUUAGAGCAGUCUGGGUUCUCAUUCUGGAAAAGACUGGAUGCUUUGGAUGAGGAGCACAGCAGCACUUGGGUAAGUUGUUAAACCAUGCUAAAGCAGUUUGACAUCUUAAAGUGACACUUAAGGUGGGCACUCCUGGCACCAUUACUUCAGUAGAUGUUCCUUUUAAAGCAACACUGUAUGAAUGCAAACAUGUAUUUCUAACACUAUAGUGCCCCUAUGCCUAGUUAAAUACAGAUCCCCUCCCCCCAUUUGUCAUAAAAAUGACUGAAAUAAAGAAUUUACUUAUAUUUUUCCAGUGCCCUUACUCCCUUGGUGCUGCUCAUCUCUCUGCCUCCUGCAAUGCCAUAAAGGAGGCGUGGCCUCUGCCAGUGACCGUCUGAUCCAAUGCUCCUCAACGAGCGUCAUGCGCUCAUCCAAGUUUCUCCAUAGGAAAGCAUUGUAUUCAAUGCUUUCUUAUAAGCUGCAGUGUCACGCUGCUGAAUUUAGCUUGGUCAGUGCAGAAGAAGCGCCUCCAGUGACUGUUAGGAAAAUGGCCACUAGGAGUGAAUUUAACCCUGCAAUAUUAACAGAGUUUAUAAAAAAAAAAAAAAACUUUUAUAUUGCACGGUUAAAAGACUACUUAAUGGGCUGGGUGACUUUAGUGUACCUUUAACUGAAAUGUAUUAAUUAAUGUCCUGCUUUCAAUGCAGGCAUAAUCAAGUCAAAUACAAGUUAUUUUUUCCCCCCCACAUUUCAUUUUGGUUUCUGCUUUACUAAUAUAAUUUAUAUUAUUACAAAAUACAUAUGCUUGAUGUCCUUUUAUUUUUCAGGGUAAUCUGACAUGUCCAAUGCUGUUCAAGAAGAGCUCUCUCUGAUUUCUAACAGUGGCAAGUCAAAGAAAAAGAGAUGGGGCUUGGUAAUCACUGGUGUUGUAGGAGGGACAUUAGUGGCACUAUAUGCUGUAGCUACUCCAUUUGUAGCACCAGCAUUGAGAAAAAUUUGUCUUCCCUAUGUUCCUGCAACUUCGACACAGGUUGAAAAUGUACUAAAAAUGCUUAAUUCUAGAAGUGGGCCAGUGGUUGACAUUGGAAGUGGUGAUGGACGUAUUGUAAGUUGCAAGCCUUCAUAUCUUUUUUGGGUGUUGUGUGUUAAUGGGCACCUGUUAUAUAAAAAUGUAUAUACAUAUAAAAUAUGACUGUUGUGUUGAUCAGCAAUAUGUCUCUCUUACCAUCGGGCAAACUUAGUGGACUGCAAUGGACUGCAGCGGGCUUGUUGGAAAGAUCUAAGGAUCUCCCGAGGUUUGCUGGAAAGAUCAAAGGAUCUCCUGAUCGGGCACAUUAUAAUUUAUAAUUCUAAGCUGCUAUCAUUGCCUUUGAUGUACACUUGCCUGUUAGGUGAAUGACCCUGCAUGUGUAUUUUUAUGUGUGAAAAUUGGAUGUCAAGCAGUCCAUGUUUGCAAAUACCACAGAUUUCUUUUGUACAUUCCUAGUGGUCAUAUUUACAGUCUAAAUAUGACUGGUCAGAUUCUCUGAAAUCCUUUCAGUGGUGACAAAGAAAUCUGUAUCAGUUCAGUGGUGCAGAACAAGAUUGUCGAUUUUGAACAGUUGAAUCCUUGUUUAAGGACCACUAUAGGCACCCAGACCACUUCAGCUCAAUGAAGUGGUCUGGAUGCCAGGUGGUGGGUCUUGAGGACUGGUUUGAGACCCACUGCUUCCGCGAUUCUCACUGUGAAAAUCACAGUGAGAAGAUGCUGGAUGUCCAUAGGAAAGCAUUGAAUAAUGCUUUCCUAUGGGCUGUUUGAAUCCGUGCGUUGCUCUUGCCGCGCAUGCACAUUCGGAUCUGACGUCGGCAGGGGGUGGAGAGUUCCCCAGCACAGUGGGAGCCGGCGCUGGAGAAAGGUAAGUGGCUGAAGGGGUUUUAAUCCCUUCAGCCCAGCAGAAGGGAGGCCCUGAGGGUAGGGGGGAACCUACUGACCCUACAAGUGCCAGGAAAACGAGUUUGUUUUCCUAGCACUAUAGUGGUCCUUUAAGUUGACAAACAUAUUUUGUUUGGAUAAUUAAGAUACAUUUAAAGUUCCUUAUAUAAUAUCACUGGUUAUGAGUGAACUUUCAGUACUGUGGAAUCCCCCUAUUUUUCUCAAACCAGUAUAAAAUGUUUAACUAGAACAAGUGGGACUGCAUACAUUAAACUUUUACACAUGCCCACUACAAUCACCUUACUUUUUAAUAAAGUGUUUAGUUUAUUCAGCAGCACAGAAAUAACAUUUUUAAUAUACUAUCAAUAGUGAUGUCCCGAACGGUUCGCGAAUGGUUCGCUGCGGACUCAUCAUUGAGUAAACUUUGACCCUGUACCUCACAGUCAGCAGACACAUUCCAGCCAAUCAGCAGCAGACCCUCCCUCCCAGACCCUUCCACCUCCUGGACAGCUCACUAAAAAUGUAGCCUCACAAUGAAUGUAAAAUGGAUGCUGUCCAGGAGGUGGGAGGGUCUGCUACUGAUUGGCUGUAAUGUGUCUGCUGACUUUGAGGUACAGGGUCAAAGUUUACUCAAUGAUGAGUCCGCAGCGAACCGUCCGCGGUUAACCGUUCGCGAACCGUUCGGGACAUCACUAUUGAUAGUAUAUUAAAAUUUUUAUUUUAAAAAAAUUUUUUUAUAAAUUUUAUUUUAAGUUUACUCAAUGAUGAGUCCACGGCGAACCGUUCAGGACAUCACUAACUAUCAAUAAUAAUUAAGAAUAGGUAAUGUGUGGUGUGCCAGUUAGAAGAAUCCUUGUCAUAAUAGGUAUUUCUUUAUUCCAAAUACAUAAGCUCCAGAUAGAUCAGAUAUAAAUAUAUCUUUAUUUAUAUAUAUAUAAUAUUAAAUACUAGAAAUUGGAUUAAAAAAUAAAUAUUCACAGCAACCACAUACUUUUUGUGAUGCUUUCCUGGUGAGGAGAACAGCCUUUCCAGUGAUGCUACUCAGGCGAGGUCUUAUAGUUUUCCGGUCUUCUUGUGAGAGCCAUAUCUCACACAGGAGGCUGCUGGUAUGGCCAAUACAAUAUACCAGUAUUGCAUGGCAAAUCACUUCAAAUGUCAUAACCUCGAAAAGUCUGCUGUAGUGGUUAUGGUGCCAUGCGUAAACUGGUGCUUUUCCAAGUUAAAGGGGCAAACCAUUUUGCAAUGUUCUUCCACUUGCUUAUGUCCUACCUAAGAACUGUGCUAUAGGCAGCAGUAGCUAAAUGAUGAUAUUGCAGUUCAUUCAUUGGAUUAGAGCAUCAGCUGAGACAAUGACAUGAGUGUCUGUGCAUAGAAUGUGCUCAGUAUUAACAUCAGCAAACUUGAAAUUGUAAUUCUGUGAUGGCUAAUGAAAUCUGUUGGAGGUGGACUUUCAAAGUUCAACAUAUCCAACAGAUUUGUGAACACUUCAGAGCUUUGAGCAGGGAGAUAAGAACACCAAUAUGUAAACAUUGGUAUUGACACGGAACUUAAAAUAAGUUCAAAAUGGAUCUGUCUUUCAGGAAGUAUGAAGGGAAACUUUAAUAUGUCACAACCAAUAGAGGUGUGGCUAGAGCUGCUGAUCUCUCUCUCUCUCUCUCUCUAUAUAUAUAUAUAUAUAUAUCUCCUAAACAGCAGAGACUUUAAAGGCAUGAUAUGUACACCAAAACCACUUAAGGAAAGCUAAGUUAAUAUUGGUUUAAGACUGAUCCUUUAAUCAAACUCACAUACCUUUUUUUUUUUUUUUCUUUAAACAUUCUUUUAGGUGAUAGCUGCAGCAAAAAAAGGGUUCCAAGCAGUUGGUUAUGAAUUGAAUCCUUGGUUAGUGUGGUAUUCCAGGUAUCGUGCAUGGAGAGAAGGUGUGAAUCAUAAAACCACAUUUUAUAUUUCGGAUUUAUGGAAGGUAAGGAAAGAAUACUAAUAUAGUAAUUCAUCCACUGUUUUCCCAAAAUUUAAUGUUUAGAUGUUUUAAAAUGGUAUCUACAUGCAAUGAAAAAUUUCUAGAGAUUUUUAUAUCUCUCCUAUAUAAUUAAACUGAUUUAAUACAGAAAAAUAUAUACUAAAUAAUUUCUUUCUGUGCUAAUAUCUUAUUAGUUACAAAAUCAGUUACAUUAUAUCAUUUGAAAUCAUUGUAGGGAUCUAUUCACUAAACGUUGAAUUUAUUCCUGUAAAUUUAGUAAAUUUCAUUCUGCUUAAUUCAGUUUAGUUUAUCUUAUACAAUUCCCAUGAUGUUGUCAAAUGGACCUCAUUACAUUGUAGGUUUUAUUUACAAAUGAAGGGAGGUUGACGGCGCUAACAUUAGCGUAAGUUGGAGGGCAUGUUUAACCCCUUAAGGACUGAGCCAAAUGUACAUGUUGUGAACAAAACAAAACGUAAACAAAACCUGGCAUUUGCGCGACAUGUCUGUCCAACCGUAAUUCACCUCUUUCAUAUUAAAUGCACCCACCCUUAUUAUAUAUCAUUUUAUUCAGGGGAAACAGGGCUUUCAUUUAAUAUCAAAUAUUUAGCUAUGAAACAUAAUUUAAGAAAUUUCGUUUUUUUUAGUUCUACAUGACAUUUUAACUGUCAAUGUCAUAAUACUGUUUGGUUUUACUGCAAUAAAAUACACAUAUUUUUAUUCAGCAAAGUCUCACGUGUAAAACAGUACCCCCUAUGUACAGGUUUUAUGGUGUUUUGGGAAGUUACAGGGUCAAAUAUAGCACGUUACAUUUGAAAUUGAAAUUUGCCAGAUUGGUUAUGUUGCCUUUGAGACUGUAUAGUAGCCCAGGAAUGAAAUUUACACCCUUAAUGGCAUACCAUUUACAAUCUUAGACAACCCAAGGUAUUGCAAAUGGGGUAUGUCCAGUCUUUUUUAAUAGCCAUUUGGUCACAAAUACUGGCCAAAGUUAGCGUUAAUAUUUGUUUGUGUGUGAAAAAUGCAAAAAAAACUGUUGUACUCGGGAGACUUCGCUGAACACAAAUAUUUGUGUUUCAAAACAGUAAAAAGUAUCACAGCAAUAAUAUCGUCCAUGUAAGUGCUGUUUGUGUGUGAAAAAUGCAAAAAACUUCACUUUUACUGGUGAUAUCAUCGUUGUAAUACAUUUUACUGUUUUGAAACACUAAUAUUUGUUUUCAGCGAAGUCUCCCGAGUAAAACAGUUUUUUUGCAUUUUUCACACACAAACAAAUAUUAACGCUAACUUUGGCCAGUAUUUGUGACCAAAUGGCUACUAAAAAAGACUGGACAUACCCCAUUUGCAAUACCUUGGGUUGUCUAAGAUUGUAAAUGGUAUGCCAUUAAGGGUGUAAAUUUCAUUCCUGGGCUACUAUACAGUCUCAAAGGCAACGUAACCAAUCUGGCGAAUUUCAAUUUCAAAUGUAACGUGCUAUAUUUGACCCAUGUACAGGUUUUAUAGUGUCUUGGAAAGUUAUAGGGUUAAACAUAGUGCUAGCAAAUUAAAUUCCCUAUACUUUCAGCAUGGGUUGUCAGGCAGGUCAUGCUAAUUGUAAUUAAUUAAAAUACCUAAUUAUGUAAAAAUAUUACAUAAAUAUAUACGUAGAAUUAAUAUAUGUAUAUAUAUAUAUAUAGGGAUAUGUGAUAUUUAUGUAUAUAGAUAUAUAUAUAUUAUUUCAUUCUAUGUGUAUUUUGAUAUAAAUAUAUAUAUAUAUAUUAAUAUCACAAUACAGUUAGAACGAAAUAACACACAUCUAUGUAUUUUUUAAUUACCAUAUAUACUCAAGUAUAAGUCUAGUUUUUCAGCACAUUAUUUGUGCUGAAAAACCCUCACUCGACUUAUACUCGAGUCAGUGUCUAUAUUAUGGCAACUAACAUCGCCAUAAUACAGACCAGGACCGCCGGGCUCAUUACAAGCCCGGCAGUCCUGUUGGGGGCUGGCAGUGAGCUGUAACUUACCUUUCCUGCAGCUCCUGCAUUCUCCUGUGCUCCGGUCAGCUCCCUUCUCCUCCACUGUAAGUCUUGCGGUGUGACUGCCGCGCGGAGCGUUGCCACGGUGACCUGUGGCAACGCUCUGACCCCGCGGCUCUCGCGAGACUUACAGUGGAGCUGACCGGACCGGAGGAGAAGGGAGCUGACAGGAGCUGCAGGAAAGGUAAGUAACAGCUCUCUGCCAGCCCCCUCCUACACAGCCCAUCCACUGGACCACCAGGGAAUGAGAGCCCCCCUCCCUGGCCAGCUAACAAGCAGGGAGGGGGGACGAAAAUAAAAAUUAAAUAAUAAAAAAAAAUAUUACAAUAAAAAAUAUGUAAAUAUUAAAAAUAAAAAAAGUAAUUAAUAAAAUAAAAAAAUAAUACUAAUAAAAAAAUUAAAAAUAAUAAAAAUGCCCUCCCCCACCCAGUUCACACACAAAUACACUCAAACAAACACACACUCUGCAUUGUAUACACACACACUGCAUUAUAUACACACACACUGCAUUAUACACACACACUCAUACAAACACACACUCUGCAUUAUAUAUACACACACACACACUCUGCAUUCACACAAACACACACACUCUGCAUUCACACAAACACACACACUCUGACUUAUAUAAUGCAGAGUGUGUGUUUGUAUGAGUGUGUGCGUAUAUAAUGCAGAGUGUGUGUUUGUAUGAGUGUGUGUGUGUAUAAUGCAGAUUGUUUGUAUGAGUGUGUGUGUAUAAUGCAGAGUGUGUGUUUGUAUGAGUGUGUAUAUAAUGCAGAGUGUGUUUUUGUAUAAGUGUGUGUGUAUAAUGCAGAUUGUUUGUAUGAGUGUGUGUGUAUAAUGCAGAGUGUGUGUGUGUAUAAUGCAGAGUGUGUGUGUGUGUGUAUAAUGCAGAGUGUGUGUAUGAGUGUGUGUAUAAUGCAGAGUGUGUGUGUGUGUAUAAUUCAGAGUGUGUGUAUGAGUGUGUGUGUAUAAUGCAGAGUGUGUGUAUGAGUGUGUGUGUUUGUAUGAGUGUGUGUGUAUAUAAUUAUAAAAAUCACAGAAUUUCAUAGCCCCAAGUUUUACCCUCGACUUAUCCACGAGGCAUAGCAUAUUUCACAAUUGUUGGUCACAAAACUGCACUCGACUUAUACAUGAGGUGGUCGUCAAAGGAGUGCCCAACAGGGUACCUGGGAACUUCACAGUCCUGGUCCUGCUUCCUACCUCUGAGCCACAACAGAUUCGUUUAUUUUCAAGCUAUUCCAGUUUUGUUCUUCCUGGCUUGUCUGCAGCAGUGGGGGCUGGUCCUUGACAAUAGCUGUGUUUCACCUGACCCUGAUCAGUUAUCAGCAGGGUAUAUAAACUCAGCCUCGCCCUGUGAACUGGAUCAAGUCUUUGAUCCUGUUGUCUGUGUGUUCCGUUCCAGUGUUCCUGUCGUUUGAUACUCUGUUUCCUAUUGAUCUCGGCUUCUGACAUCAUUUACUCUGACUUCUGGCAUUCCUUGACUUCGGCUACUCCUCGUUGUUCCUGUCCUCUGGCAUCCUUUGACCUCGGCUAUCCUUUGACAAUCCUUACGGAAAACCUAGUUCUUCCUUCUGUACCAGGGAAGAAAGUGGUCAGUCAGAAUCUCCACAUACUUUGCAGAGGUCAUCUUUACAUCUUUGGGGAUCCUAAAGGGGCUGGCCAGCUCUCUUCCCAUGAUUCCGGGCCCAAAACAUGACUCCACCACCUCCUUGCUGACAUCACAGCCUUGUUGGAACAGUGUGGCCGUCCACCAACCAUCCAUUACUCCAUCCAUCUGGACCAUCCAGGGUUGCACGGCACUCAUCAGUGAACAGAACUGUUUGAAAAUUAGUCUUCAUGUAUUUUUCUGCCCAAUGCAGCUGUUUCUGCUUGUGAGCACUGGUUAGUGGUGGCCGAAUAGAAGGUUUAUGCACAGACUCUGGAGGACUAUAUACCUAGAUGUAUGUGGGACUCCAGAGGCACCAGCAGCUUCAAAUAUCUGUUUGCUGCUAUGUAAUGGUAUUUUAGCAGCUGCUCUCUUGAUCCGAUGCAUGGAUCUGGCAGAAAUCUUCCUCAAUGUGCCUUUAUCUGCACAAACCCGUCUGUGCUCUGAAUCAGCCACAAAUCUCUUAAUAGUGCGAUGAUCUGCUUAAGUUUUCGUGAAAUAUCUAAUGUUUUCAUACCUCGUUCAAGGCGUUGAACUAUUUCACUAUUUUCGGCAGCAGAGAGAUCCUUUUUCUUCCCCAUAUUGCAUGAAAAUGGUGCUCUGCUUAAUAAUGUGGAGCACCCUCCUUUAGUAGUUUUUCCUUAAAUUGGUCUCACCUGGCAAUCUAAUUCUCACAGGCGUCAGAGAUUGUUUUCAGUGACCAAAAGAGCCAAAAACAAAACAAAAAUCUUUGUGACACUUAAAUAGAAUUUGCAUAAUAAUUUGGAACAGGGUUUAAUUGCAGGGCGGAGCAAGGCUUUGUAAGCCUUUCACUGCCCUGCGGAGCUCAGUCUGCGCCGUGCCCUCGCUGGGUGAAGGUGGAUUAAUAUUUUAGCGACAGAUUUUUUUAUUUUUCGGCAGAUUUUUUUUUGCGCACUGGUUUUUUUAUUAAAUUUUUUACAAGUUCGAUGGGUAUUAUGGUUUUUAUUUGGCCUUUUUUGGGGCUGAAAAAUUAAGAUUUUAGAAAAAAGAAGACAUCAAAUGGUAAGUUUUAUUUUAUUUACAGGUAGUUAGUUCUUUUAUUUCCCCCUCACUAUUUUUAGGUUGAGGGUGGUAGGUAGGGGAUUAUUUUAUUAUUUUGGUGGGGAAGGGGGUGACUUGGGGACUCCUAGUCACCUUGGAAGGGGGCAUUUUCAUUUAGGGCCCUCACCCGCCGCUCUGGGGUGAGGGCUGGGGGGAGGAUGACAAUAGGUCCCCCCCAUUGUCUUUUAUGACCCCCACCCGCCGCUCAGGGGUGGGAGCUGGGGGGAGGACAAUAGGUCCCCCCCAUUGUCUUUUAUGGCCCCCACCCGCUGCUCAGGGGUGGGGGCUGGGAGGGGGGACAAUUGGUCCCCCCCCAUUGUCUUUUAUGGCCCCCACCCGCUGCUUAUUCCCCCCUCACUAUUUUUAGGGUGGUAGGUAGGGGAUUAUUUUAUUAUUUGGGUGGGGGGGAGACUUGGGGACUCCUAGUCUUUUAUUACCGCCACCUGCCGCUCAGGGGCGGGGGCUCGGGGAGGGUAAUAGGUCCCCCCCAAUUAUCCUUUUGUUUUUUUAACAGUGAGCAGCCACAGGCUGGAACUGGGGCCUUAGGAAGUGGCAGGGAGCACUGUUUAGUUUUACAUAUUACAAGGAGGGAGCUGUGCGCUGGUAGCUCCCUCCUUGUAAUAAACUGAACGAACAAAUGAAAACUGAUAUUGUUUGUUUGUGAGUCUUACAUUUCUAUUCAUUCAUUCGUCUUUCUGACGAUUCAAUGAAUAGAUUAAAUUCCCGUUCGCAUGCCCAAGUGUUUAACUGGGCAUGUGCGGGAAUCUCACAACGCUAUCUAGUGUGGGCAGAUGACGUGUCCCACAGGGCAUUCAUCUACCCACACAAAGAUGGCGGUGCCCUGAACAUAGGUCCGGACACAAAAUAAAGUUAAAAAAUAGGUAAUAUGGGGAUCUUUGGGGUAUUUGGGGUGUCUAGGGGGUCAGUUAGCUGUAUGAGUCAGGAGGAGGGUUAAAAAAAAAACGGGAUUCGGCCAUGACAGUGCCGCUAUAAGGAAGUGAGCAGCCAUCCAGUUGGAAAUCGCAGAGAGUCAGUCAGAAACAGAGUGCACACUGAAGGUUGGUAGAGGAGGAUAAACUGCAGGGUAUUUGGAUGAGGUUUGCGUGGUUUCUAGUUGUUUAAGUGUGAGCAGAUGAGGUGAGGGGCCCUGGGUUGGAAGAGAUGUCACCAGCUGCUAUAAGUAGGAAGAGAUAGUGACCUGAGGCGUGAAUGGGUUUUAUAUGGGCGGGGUCUAGGAUGAGACUGGGUGAGAGCAGAAGAGAAAGAAUAGAGAAGUGAGUGCAGGGCAUGAGAUGAGAGGGGGGGGGGAGUGUAGCAGAGAUGAAAUAUGACUUAAAUACCUCAUAGAGUUUCACAUAACAAAUUAAUUUGGACAACCAAAUACUAUUUGGCAAGUAAAUAGAGCAUUGUGUGAAUUAUUGUGUAUAAAGUGUGAGAGCAAUCAAAAUCGCGUCCUAGAAGAACACAUUGUAAAUAACUGCUAUUUGUAGGUAAAGGAAGUUAUUCAUUUAAAACAUGUAGACAAUCAGCUUGUAUAAUAAAGGUUUAAUAAACAAUUUUAAAAACUUGUUUAACUGUUAAUGACCUAAAUGACCUAGGUACUCAACCCUGCUUUCAGUUCAUGUUCACAUCAGUAGUGUCAAAAAUACAUGUAGCAUACAGGUAUCAGUCAAACCAUAUAUUUAGGACAAUAAGGCCUGGAUUAUGUAAGCAAUAAAUGUUAUCAAUUAAACAUAUACACAUAUAUAAUAUUUUAUUUACACUUUGUACUUUCAGUGCACUUUUUUUUUCUAUGACCGAAAGGUAAUUUACACUGGAAAAAUACAUACAUUUAUUAAUUACAUACAUAUUAACCCCAUUGCUAUGAAAACUCUAAAUGAAUCCUGGCUCAACCAUUAAUAUCUAAAUAUCUAAUUUACACUGGAAAAAUACAUACAUUUAUUAAUUACAUACAUAUUAACCCCAUUGCUAUGAAAACUCUAAAUUAAUUCUGGCUCAACCAUUAAUAUGUGCAUUAUGUCAAAAAAUUCAUUAUUAGAAAAUAUAAAGAAUAUGGACGACCAUGGCUCUGCUUAGAGUAGGCUGCCCAGCAAAACUAAAUGAGAUUGUAAGGAGAGAAUUAGGCUAUGGUUUAUUUAGAACCGUUUAUUGGCUUCCGAUAGGCCUUUUAUCGGUUCAUAUUGGUUCAAUUACCAGUCUUAAAGGGUUAACAGGAGCUGAUAAUUUGUUUCAAUAUUGGUUAUACCUAUUCUUUACAUUGAAAAUAUUGGAUAAGACAAUGUAAUUUUAUUUACUGGGGUCAUAAAUGCCCAAUAAAUUGCCUCAUGCGAUUUGACAAAUAUAAGUUGCUGUUUGUGCUGCCAGCAGGUAAAUAGUUAGAAAAAACAGUUGUUAUGCCCCCCAAAUUAGUAUAAGGGAGGUUGUAAACCUCCUUUUUGCACACACACACCAUGCUGUGGGUGAGUGGGGGCAUGUCUAAUUACUAAAUAUGCAGCUGAUCCCUAUCAUUGAAUGCUCGUGACUGGGCAGCUGUUACUGCCCAGUCACUAAUAAAAUCCAGGGAGCAACCUGGCACAAGUCCUUCCCAUUUUACCACCUGUGUGCAUCAGUUGGAACCUUAAAAUGUAAUAAUCGGGACAGCUGGUAGAGUAUACUAAAUAAGAAAACAAAUAGGGGGGCAUAAUAAUUUACCUCCAGCCAUCACUCAUGUGUGGCAGGUGGGGGCUACUAAUUAAACAGGGACUGGAUUCAUAUUGUGGUGUAUCACCAAACUCUAUAAAUUAUUAUGUACACAUACACAUAUAAACUCUGGUCCGUCUACUUUAACAAAUAUUUAUUCAGAGACAAAACAACAACAACAUACAAAUAAUGACACACAAUCUAACUAACUAUACCACCAACAACAGCAACAACAACCUAACUAACAAUAACAACUACAUCUUAUAAAAUCCCACUCACAGUUCACCAUGAUGGAAAUUAGGCCAUGUCUGCUUAAAGGACUGCUCAUUAGCACAGCCAAGAAGGAACAGAGAGGAAUGGAGAUAGGGGGAAGUGGUUAUCUCUUUCCUGACUAGUAAAGGUAUUGAAUUACCAAUUAACAUUUCAAAAGGGUAAAGCUUAUCCCACUGUAAGAGCUUGGUCACAUGAUCCCUGGUCACCAUAUUAGUUUGAUGACAGAAUGUCACCACACAUAUCAUUGUCCAAUUCCCCCCAUGGUAAUAUCCCUCCCCCAUCACUUCUGGUGGCAAGGGGUUUCAAUUUAUAAUUUGCUUACUUCCUGCAAAAAGUAUACUUGACAUCAGACAGAUUGUUUUUUUCUUACAUUUUGUUUUCUUCAUCCCCACAAAAAUUAAAAAAUUAUAGCCUUAGGAAUAUAAACGUUUUCCUAACGCUGUAGUGUUCUAAUGUCUAUUUAGAUGUUUAACCCCUUACGGACACAACUUCUGGAAUAAAAGGGAAUCAUGACGGAACAUUUCCGUCAUGUGUCCUUAAGGGGUUAAGCCACUCAAAAGUAAAAUCAAUUUAGAAAAAAAAUGUCACUCCUCUUAUACGCUUUAUCCUUUGAACUUUUAAACAUUGUUUCUGUUUUUCCUUCUCAUUUGUAAUGUGUGCCCGGGUUGUGCCCUGAUAUAACUAGAUUGUGAUAUCUUUUGAUAAAUUGUUAAUAUAAUUUUACAAUGAAACAUAUCACAUGAGAAAAAAAGUUAACACCAUUGAUCAAGGAUUUUCAAUGUUUUAUUCAAUGCCGUAAUUAACAGAGUGAGUGACAAUCAUGUUUAAUUUGUACAUUUUCUGUUAGAAACACUGGAAAACAAGAACUUGUCAUGCAUUCCCAAUAGUAUACAUUGUAAAAUAAACUAUUAUUUAUGUAUUGUCAUUAUUGCCUAUUGCAAAAUUAACUAGUAUCAAAAUAAUGUUGUUAAUUAUUAAGAUUAAUUAUUAAUCUUCAUAUAUUUAUAUAUAUAUAUGUAUAUAUAUAUAUAUAAAAAAAAUUUCUUUUAAUUUUUUUUCUUUUCAGAUCAGUUUUUCCCGUUAUACAAAUGUUGUAAUAUUUGGUGUGCCACAGAUGGUAAGUUAAAUGUUUCCUUUUAUUGAAUGCAUUGUGUUAUUUUAAACAUUUUAUUUCAGAAAAUGAUGACCAUUUUAUUGUAGAUAAAUUAUAGAGAGUUAGUCCAGGAAUUGUUAUAUGAUC